Rubroshorea leprosula is the source of this 1190-nucleotide messenger RNA. Lineage: Eukaryota; Viridiplantae; Streptophyta; Magnoliopsida; Malvales; Dipterocarpaceae. The record is from the annotation of a GenBank genome assembly.
CCACAGUUGUUUAUUGAUAGUAGCGUAGCUCCGAAUAUACAGCAAACGAUUGAUCCAUUAAUGAAUUAUAAUUUUCCACCUGAUCAUGAGAACGAGGGCCCUUCAUCCUCGACGGGGAAAAAAGGACAGAGCAGGAAUUUCAAGGGAAUACGCCCUCCAGAAAAUAGAGAGCAGGAAAUGGAUUAAACUCACUGAUGAUAAGCUUCAGUUUGCUGAUCCAAACAUCCCUCGGGCUAUCACUUCACUGUGGAAGCUCAGUACAAGGGGAGCAAAGAAUAGGAGCUCUGGGGAAAGGGUGACUCACACCACUGGAUCCGUUAGCUUUGGCAUCCAUGAGAUGCGGAUGACUGAGUCUAGAGGUGGUGUGCAACCUCCCCAUCAAGAGAAAUUCAAGGAGACACACACCUUCAGAAAAAAGGCGGGAAAAGAUCAAGAGCCAUCGUGGAUCAAUGAAAAAGCAAAGUAUCGAUAUGAUACUUAUGUUGUGGAGUGCACAGAUAGUCAUGGCUCUUAUGGUAGUUCGUGGCCAUGCAUGGAUAACAAGGCAUGGGUUAAGGCUGUUGGAGGUUGCUCAUCUAAUUUCAUGCCAGAGAUUGGCUCCCAAGUAAAUCCAGAAAUGGCAAAAGAUCAUGAGGAGUUAGAAAGACAACGCCAACAAAUUGCUUUGAUGCAACAGCAGCUGGCCAAUAUGACAAAAGCUCAAAAUAAUAUGAGCCAGACAAUCGCACAGUCUAUUGCAGCAGCUCUAGCCGCUCAUGGCAUCUCUCCUCAAGCAAGUCAUCAUCCAGGUCAUCAUCUAGUUGCCCCACCACAGCCGUCACAUGGUCCUGGCUCAAGUCUUCGCAUGAAUUCAGCUUUCACCUACUCCACUGAUUCUACACAAACCUCUCCUAUGGUCCCUGAAUAUCAACAGCAGCGGCAGUUUUCGCCUCAAGAUGAUGAUGUAUACCAUCCUACUUUUGAUCCAGACUAUCAAGGUCCUUAGUUUUUUUACUUUUCUGCUACGCACAUUAUCUACAUACUUUGCAUGGUUGGCUUUAUUUCUAUUAGUACUUUAAACUGUUAGCUUUAGCUUUUAUUACGUUAUAUUUUCUUAUUUUGCUUGACCUCUAGUGAUCAUACUUCAAAAGGUAUGAAGUUUUGGACUACUUUGGAGGUUAAUUAUUAUUAACUAAAUAUCGUGGGUAUUU